Caenorhabditis elegans is the source of this 819-nucleotide messenger RNA. RefSeq lists its product as uncharacterized. Bases 1 to 819 code for a protein of 272 amino acids. The transcript has a single exon. NCBI's taxonomy places the organism in Eukaryota, Metazoa, Nematoda, Chromadorea, Rhabditida, Rhabditidae. The record is from RefSeq and is marked reviewed.
AUGGGCAGCCGGCAAAGCAGUAUGACUACUCGUUUGCAGGCGGAGAUCGGAGGAACAAGCUCGGAAGGUGCGACAGCGGUACGAGGACGUAGCUCCUCAGGCCAUGUCGCCGCACAAGAGUCUUCGAUCGAAGCACACCACACUCCACGCAAUAAUCUUAAUAUUAAAUAUCUCGCAUUGUUACAAUUAGUUGGACAAAUUGUCAACGGAAAUGCCGAUGAAGCACAAAGAAGAGAAGACGAUGACGCCUUCCCAUUCGAGCUCGUCGUACAUGAAGCAGAGAUGGAGGUCGAAGAAGUCGACUCACCACAGGAUUCUCCAGAUGAAUUCGAGGAAGAUAUUGCGGAAGAAGUCAAGGAUAAAUCGGCAUCGGAAGAGGAAGAAGAAGAUGAACAUCAAGUUUUCCAGUUCGAAAAUCCACGAGAUUUAGAAGAUCCUCUGCGAAGAAGAGUCCCGUACGAGAUCCACUUCCCAUUCCGAGAGCCACCACAAGAAGAUGCACCAAUGAGAAUGGCUCAAAAUCCAGUCGACCAGGAAGCCAUCGAUGAUAUCGAUCAAGGACUCAUCGAUAGAUAUCAUCAAGGAUUGGUCGCGGCAGAUCCGCAUCAACGAUUCGUGACACCACUCACGAGAGCCGCAAGAGAAUAUUUGAGAGCUCAAGUCGACUACCAGGAGCGCAGAGCUACUCACCAUGAAGGAUGGACGCAGUUCCUCGAAGCAGUACCAGAGUUCGGGAGAGCUCGCCACUACUACAUCGACGAGAGAAGUCGAUCAAUAUUUAAUCGAUGCAUGGAGAAGAGGACGUCGUGCAGAUCUUGA